UCAGGAGGCGGCGCUCGCGGCCUGCGGAGGCAGCGGCAUUACCGGAGCCGCAUUACCGGCUACCGGAGCCUCGUUACCGGAUACCGGAACCGGAUCCAGUUCCGGUUCAUCCGGUAACACCGGAAGGUCAUGAACAUCCUCCCGAAGAAGUCCUGGCACGUCCGGAACAGGGAUAACGUCAUCAGGGUGCGACGGGAUGAGGCGGAAGCUGAGGCCCAGCGCCGGAAGAGGGAGGAGAGGGCCUUGAGGGCGGAGCAAGAGGUCCGCACCAGUGUCCUCAGGAAGAGGGCUCGGGUGGGGGAGGGGAGCGGCCCCUGCCCCUCCCCCCACCUGGAGCUCUUCCCCCCCCCCCACGAGGGUGGGGGAGGGGCCAUGGGGCCCAACCGGGAGCAUGAGGAGGAGAAACGGCGAGAGAAGGAGCAUCAGGAUCGGGCCCUCGGCCUCUUGACCUUCCUGGGUCAGAGUUCAGCCGAGGCCAUGACCUCCCCCCCGUGGUACCUGCGGCCCCCGGAGCCCCGCCCCCCUCCCCCCGCCCCUCCCUCGCCCUCUUACGUCAUCAGCGGCUCCAAAGAGAGGCUCGGGAGGCACAAAGGAGCCGGGAGCUGCUAA
Messenger RNA from Melopsittacus undulatus (budgerigar), 609 nucleotides. RefSeq names its product leukocyte receptor cluster member 1 (gene LENG1). Bases 130 to 609 code for a protein of 159 amino acids. NCBI's taxonomy places the organism in Eukaryota, Metazoa, Chordata, Aves, Psittaciformes, Psittaculidae. The transcript is spliced from 4 exons. The record is from RefSeq and is a predicted model, not a curated record.